Neoarthrinium moseri is the source of this 645-nucleotide messenger RNA. RefSeq lists its product as uncharacterized. Gene Ontology annotation, cellular component: mitochondrion. The record is from RefSeq and is a predicted model, not a curated record. Gene Ontology annotation, biological process: cardiolipin biosynthetic process. Gene Ontology annotation, molecular function: phosphatidylglycerophosphatase activity. Bases 1 to 645 code for a protein of 214 amino acids. Lineage: Eukaryota; Fungi; Ascomycota; Sordariomycetes; Amphisphaeriales; Apiosporaceae. The transcript has 3 exons.
AUGAACCUCAACCUCUCAGGCUUCUUCGGCGUCUUCAAACUUGUGGCCAAGCCAUCGCUGUGUCUGCCCCACUCCACCGUCGCCCAGUUCAGCGACCUGCCCUACCCCCUGGAGAGAGCCUUCGAGGCCCAAGGGAAGAAGGGGCACAUCAAAGCGGUCAUACUUGACAAGGACGACUGUUUUGCCUACCCAGAGACCAGUUUAAUCCACCCGCCGUAUGUUGAGCGCUUCCGGCAGCUGCGGAAGGAGUUCCCUGGCCACAGUCUACUGAUAGUCUCUAACACGGCGGGCGCCAUCAGCUACGAUGGAGAUGGCAGACUGGCAAGCGAUCUGGAGUCCGCCACUGGAGUGAAGGUACUAGCUCACCGCGUUAAGAAGCCGGGCUGCGCAGAUGAGAUCAUGCAGCACUUCCAGAAGCACCCCGAGGUCGGCGUGACUCAUCCUAGUCAAGUCGCUGUCGUUGGAGAUCGUCUGAUGACCGACAUGAUGCUUGCCAAUACCAUGGGAAGCUGGGGGAUCUGGAUCAGGAACGGCGUUGCGCCGCCGGCCGAGAAGAGUAUCUUUGCAAGAUUCGAGUACCGCCUGGCGUCGUUUCUCGUUGCACGCGGCGUCAAGGCACCUGAACCUGCCAGCCCGUUUGAGUAG